AUGCAUCGUAAGUUCAGUAAUGACCACUGCCCUGAGAAACCCGGCCCAAACUCUUCGUCGGGUCUCAGUUUUGGUCGAUGUUUCUCGGCUGGCACCUUCAUCGGUACCUGCUUCCUCAGUCUGAUGCCGGCUGUUCGACACCAGUUGUCGAACGAGGAAAUAAGCCCUGCAGCGAUGAGAACCACGGCUGCCAAAGGACCACUUCUUUUCCAUCAAGAUCCUUCCACAGCGUCGAUCACAGUUACAACGACCGCGAUGACAACUACGAUCUGGAAAAGAGGGCCAUGGCCUGAGGCAUUAAUAUUGAGUGGGUUUUUCCUGGCGAUGCUAGUCGUAAAGUCUGCUUGCGCUUUUGAAUCGUGGCGGUGUCAUCGGUCGAAGUCAAAGCGCUCUCUCACCAGUAAACGUAAGACUCGUACGAGCAGCAGCGAAGCCCGACCACUCAUUUCUACCGAAGCCAGUGAAGGCGGAAAACACAGAUUACAUGAAGAUUUUUUGUCAGAUGACUCCAGCGUUUAUCAUGGAUGUGAUGCGUGUAAUGCCAAAGGUAGCAAUGAAACAACUUCUUUGGAAAUGUCUGUUAGUCUAAUUCUUUUGCUGCUUUGUUUGGAAACUCAGGCGCUUGUCGACGGUGUGGCUGUCGGUAUUCAGGAAUCGGUUGACACCUUGAAACACCUGUUUGUCGGCGUUAUGUGUCGCGAAGUGCUAUGCGCUCUUGCGUUUGGACUCCGUUUAGCCGAUUAUCAUCUAAAGCCGUUUUCGGGAUUUUUGUUUACCGUUCUUUUCGGUCUUUCAGUUCCGUUGGGUAUGGUGAUCGGGUUCAUUAGUCAGAAAGAUCCUAGCAUUGAUGCAUUUUUUGUCGUUUUCCUAAUGAUCCUUAAGGGGUUUGCAGCGGGAACAUUGAUGUACAUCGCGUUGCUGGAAAUCUUGAGCUCAGAGAUCCAACUUCGAAAGUACCGCUGUGGCAAAAUAAUAAUUACGUUAGCUUCUUGCUUCCUGUUUUUCGGCGUACUGUUAUUGUCAACGAAGUGA
This is a messenger RNA of Soboliphyme baturini, 1032 nucleotides long. NCBI's taxonomy places the organism in Eukaryota, Metazoa, Nematoda, Enoplea, Dioctophymatida, Soboliphymatidae. The record is from the annotation of a GenBank genome assembly.